Molecule: messenger RNA, 2701 nt
Organism: Desarmillaria tabescens
Lineage: Eukaryota; Fungi; Basidiomycota; Agaricomycetes; Agaricales; Physalacriaceae
Exons: 14
Coding region: 312-2555 (747 amino acids)
Source: RefSeq, a predicted model, not a curated record
AAAUUCGCUCCAUAUCCUUGCGCCUUUUACAGGCUGCGGAGAUAUAACCAAAUCAGCAGAGAUGCCUCUAUUCUACUUGCCUACGUGGCUCUCGACAACGUGUUUUUAUUACAGCUAUGGAGAGCGAAGCAGCAUAACCAGGGCAGCAUUCUCCCAUAGUGCAGCCGAUGGGAACUAUAGGCCCUCAUUGAGGAUGGUGGCUAUUCCACAGGAACAAUGCUCGUAUGAUGCUUCGUCUACCGACGUCAGCGACCCCGAAAACUCAUCGUACGCCGUCGGCAUUCGAACGAUGACUGAAUAUCAUUACGGCCAUGUCCCUAUGCGACGAACUGUCAAAGACCACAACAAUCCAAAUCUUGCAACGCCGAUCAGAACCUAAAACACAACUAGACUUAUACGGUGCAGUACUUCUCUCCAAGUCUUCUCGUUCUACUACUAUGUCUGGUAUCGAUUCAUGUCUCCAGGCCGCAAAACUGAUCGCUGCGGCAGGCGAAAUGGCUCCCUUUCCUUUCAUCAAGGGUACCGCUCUAUGUGUGGUAGCCGUCCUCGAGAUUAUUCAGAAAGCCGCAGACAAUAGAAGCAAUCUGCGAGAGUUAGCUGAGAGUAUUGUGAACACGUUGGUUGCUGUGAGGGACGCUGUAAUCGAACACGGCCCAACUAGCGCCUCACAUUUCCAGGGAAUUUGUGUAGAAUUUCAGACAUACAUGACUGAUCUCCUUUCCAAGUUGAACAGCGAAAAGAGGUCGCCUCGCAGAAUCCGGCGAUUUUUCAGAGCGAAGAAGAUCUCUGAUGACAUUAGCACUUACCGGCUGCGGAUACAAGCGACUAAGGAAGACUUCCUGAUUCGUACGACGACCACAACGCGACUGAUCCUAUCCGAUGUCCAGGAUCAAGUUAGUACGGAAUUCGGCUCUCUCACUAGUCUAGUGGAGGCAUCAGAGAGGGCUGUCACGUCGCUCAUCAAGGACAAUACUUCAGAGAUGCUCACCUUGGGCAUCACGCAGAACGAAAACAUGGAAAAGCUUCAGAUGGCAUUAGUUCAGGCCUUCCGUGAACGAGGUAUUUAUAAGGGGGUGGUCCGAAAUCUCGUUCCAGGAGACAUAUACAUCAGGGCGCCGAUCCCAUGCGACUCAUGGCAACAGAACUCUGAUUUUGAUGAAUAUGAUGCAACCAUCGAUGACCGCCCAAAAAUUGUUCGUGUUUAUCGAGUUCCGGCUGAUCAGAAAGAACAAGUGAUACAACAAUUUCAAAAAGAAGUAGAUCAAAGACUUCACUUGAGGCAUCCAAAUAUUACCCAACUUUUUGGUGUAUGCAUGGUACCAAUGUUUCCAGCUCUUGUGUUCCACGGAAAUGCGAACGAAAGAAAAAGGUACAAUUAUAAGGAUAUCAUGGAACGUAGACCAAUGUUGGGCACAAUGGAGGCGCUUCUUUUCUAUGUUGGAAUGUACAAUGAUUUGCAGUCCAUAGCAAACUACCUAGCCGGACAAGAUUGGGUGCGACGGCAGGAAGACAAAGACCCACAGAGAAUGCCAAUCUCCUACAACUGCUUCAAUGAACAAGGGCGAGUCAUCCUCGAUGAUUUAACUCUAAAUGAUCACUUCUAUAAAUCUUUUGUCCUGCAUUUGGGGUGCUCCCGAGUGUCAGUGGUUAUGUGUACCAGAGAGGGUACAAAGGGAAGUGAUGAUCUGGAUCUACCACAUCUGGAGCAUGUAUUUUCAUGCCCUACGAGUUUACAGAAAGACUACCUUUGGCAAAUCUAUGAGAGCAUUCACUUGUUGUUCGGACGCAACACAUGGCGAUGUUUCGAUUAUCCCGAAAGCUGUCCUGGAUAUCCAGGUUUUGUUAGCUAUGGGAGAGUGGUGGGUGAUUUAGAGGAGUGGACCUUAGAGUGGACCAGAGACUCGGAGCGAAGCAAUUCAAGGCAUUUGAACAAAACGACAUCCAUACAUUGGUCAUUAUCUCCAAAUCAGAUCUACUCCUUUUCGGUCUUUCCUAGUGAUCGAAAGAACUACCAGAGGCUUGCAUUUUCCUGGUUUGCACAGACACUACUGAAAGAGCAGGGGCCGUAUCCGAUAUCAGACCUGAGAGAAGAUGUGACUUUCUACCUCCAUAUCCAACCAAAUAUAAACUCCUUACCAAAACAUGACCUGGAUACCCUCUCAGUGUCGGUGAUAUUCAAUGCCCCUGCCAUCACUUCACGAUCACCUUCCGAGAUGUCAUGGCCUUUCAGUUUCGUCGCAAAUGGUACCCCAAUACCUCCCGAAGAAGCAGAGCAAAUCCUCUCAGCUAGAAUCGACAUGAGUGCUCAGUUGGUAUCUUAUAAAAUACAGGCCAUCGAAGGAGCCCCAGCGCGUGUACGUGAAUUAGCAGCUAUGUGUGGGUUCGAUCCUGUUCUGGAAGGAGCAGAUAUAUGCCACUAUUUCGGCUUGUUUCCUUUUGAAAUAUUUGAUGAAACUGGCGGCGGUGUUACCGAUGUCGUUCGAGCACGUAGUAUCGAGAGGGAAGGUGGGGGGGACUUGAUUAACAAAACAUCUGCCGCAGUUGUUACAGAGUAGAAUAUAGGGUUCUAUCGAGGUCUCCAACUUGGUAUAGUAAGAAUAAACCAUUGGUAAAUAGUCCAAAGUUUUACCGUCACAGUACAUAGCUGCAUUACGUGCUGUUACUAGAGCGCAAAUUAUACAAGAGCGUUCCAAACCCAGGC